AUGGCACCAUUUUCUUGUAAUGGCACCAGAAUCAUCUUGAAUAAUCAAGUUCUGGGUUCUCAAGGUACACAUUUAGAGAUGAAUAAUCGAGUUCCAAAGAUUGAUAUAGAAUCCAUGGAGAAUGUUGAUUCAAGUUCAUCGUCUAAUAAGACGGACGAAUUAUGUUGGGACAUAUUACUGUGGUUAAGAACAGCUGCAUUGGAUCCUUGCAAGCAAAAUCCACCACUGGAGAAACUUAGGAGGAGACAGAUUCUUAAAGCACUGGAACAUAUCUCUCUGAGCACUACUGAAUUUCCAUGGAAAAAGCGGAGACUUGAUCUGGUAGAAAAUAAAAGUGCCAUUAGCCCUCCUCUAGCAAAAACAAUUGAGCAAACUUCUUUUUCUUCUUCAGUUUCAUGCUUAAUCAGUUGCACCGACUCGACUGAGAUGUCUCAGCAAUGUAUUUGCAAACCCAUCUCAGUGGGGUCGUCGAGAUAUCGUAAUGAUCUCUCAAGAAAAAGGGUCCGAGAUAGUCAUUUUGACGGAUUUAAGGAUUCUAUUAGUGUUGCAUUGACUCCAGAAAAGCCAAACAUUCAGAAUAUACUUAUGAACCAGUCACUGAAGGAGAUCAACAAGCUUCCAUUGAAGCGGGUGUGUACGCCUGAAGCUAAGAUAACCACCAAAAUAAAAUCAUAUUUGUCUGACUCUGUUGGUUCAGUAGAUAAUUUAAGUGUGUUGAGUGAAAAUAGUCAAGAGAAACAUAAGACGGCUCAUAGGUCACCCGGGUUACAGAACCAGUCACUGACGAAGAGCAACAGUCUUCCACUGAAGCAGGUGUGUACUCCUGAAGCUAAGAUAACCACCAAAAAGGAUUCACCUUUGUCUGACUCUGUUGAUUCAGUAGAUAAUUUAAGUGUGUCGAGUGAAAAUAGUCAAGAGAAGCAUAAGACAGCUCGUAGGUCACCCAGGUUACGUAACUUCAUUGGUGAUGAUCUCCCAAGAAUUGAAGUUAAAAUUGGCAAGCGUCAUCAGGAUGAGAUCCCAGAUUGGAUUGGGCCGAGGAAAAGUGAUAAUUCCUCAACUGAUGGUCAGGGUGAUUCAUUUGAUUCAAGGUAUUUGGGUACCAAGAUAUGGCCAAUUGAAGGCAAAAGCACAGAAACUAAUAAAGAAGAAGGGAUUGGAAAGGGGAGAUCAAACUCAUGCUCCUGCUACUCAAAGGGGUGUGGAGGUUGCAUCAAACUUCAUGUAUUUAAGAAAGGACUCCAGCUACAAGAUGAUCUAGGAACUGCUUUCUUUACUUGGAAAUUCGGUGAAAUGGGUGAAGAAGUCUCAAAGUCGUGGACAGCAGCGGAACAGCAGUGUUUUGAAACUCUUGUGAAAACAGACCCUAUAACCCAGACCGAUAGUUUCCUGGAGUCUGCAUUGAAGCGAUUCCCUGGAAAAUGCAAAAAGAGUGCAGUCAGUUACUACUUAAAUGUAUUUAUUCCUAGACGCAUGAGUAAACAGACCAGGUUAGCCGCCAAACUUGUAAAUAGCGAUGAUGUUUCCGGGAUGAAGAGUAGUAUCAAACGUGAAAACACCAAAAACUUGAGGGGAGGCCAUUGAGAUGAACACACCACCUGCCAUCAGUUUUGAAAUCUCUGAUACACUCAAUCGAGAUCCAUAACUAUUUCUCUGUUGUCUUGUUGUUGUUUGAUUCAUAGCUACCUCAAUCAAGGUAGUUUAGCUGUACAUGAAGUUCCUCAUAACUUUUAUUCUUAGCUGAAUUGGUACCUAAGUAGUAAAUCAGCAUACUAAUUCUCUCUUUCAUAUUGAGUUUCUUCCCCAUUCUCGUGAGUACUUCAUUGAAUUGCUGUAGAUGUGCAGGAAAUAGUUUCACAACUUGUUUCCUCUUCAGUUUUACAUUACAUAUAAGUAAUGCAUUUGAAGCAACCUUUUUUUUGCAUUCAUAAGGAGAGCUGACGUGGGGAAAACAUAACGAAUAAAGUCUAUGCCAGGAAAGAGAGUUAUGUGGGAAAUGGGAAUGAAGAGUUCCCAAAGAAUUUCUGGGACGCUUUUGAAUAAAAAAAUGGGUCCAUGUGGCAAUUUUUUUUUUCUUUU
Molecule: messenger RNA, 2079 nt
Organism: Papaver somniferum (opium poppy)
Lineage: Eukaryota; Viridiplantae; Streptophyta; Magnoliopsida; Ranunculales; Papaveraceae
Exons: 2
Coding region: 1-1584 (527 amino acids)
Source: RefSeq, a predicted model, not a curated record